Messenger RNA from Drosophila persimilis, 1099 nucleotides. Its product is annotated as zingipain-2. Gene Ontology annotation, cellular component: lysosome. The transcript is spliced from 2 exons. The record is from RefSeq and is a predicted model, not a curated record. Bases 1 to 1008 code for a protein of 335 amino acids. Gene Ontology annotation, molecular function: cysteine-type endopeptidase activity. NCBI's taxonomy places the organism in Eukaryota, Metazoa, Arthropoda, Insecta, Diptera, Drosophilidae.
AUGCUCAAGUUGGUGCUCUGUUUUGUUCUACUCGCCGCCGGCGCAGGAUGGGCCUUUAACCACGGCCAGGAUUUAGCCGAUUUCGAAGCAUAUGUGGCCAAAUAUUCAAAGACCUACCCGACCGCAUCGGCGAGGUCCUUUGCCAACUACUACUUCGUCUAUAACCGCAACCAAGUGACGCAGAACAAUGCCCAGGCGGACAGGAAUCGCACCACCUACCGCGAGGCGGUGAACCAAUUCUCAGACAUACGCCUGGUCCAGUUCGCUGCACUGCUGCCCAAGGCCGUGUACCCCACCGUCUCGAAUGCAGUGCCUCCUGUAGCCACGCAGGCGCCGGCGGCCGAGUACGACAUCGUCGCGGACCUGGGCAUGACCAUUACGGUGGAGGACCAGGGCGUGAACUGCAGCAGCAGCUGGGCCUAUGCCGCGGCCAAGGCCGUGGAGAUCAUGAAUGCCGUUGGAUCUGGAAAUCUCUCCCCCCAAUCGCUGUCCGCUCAGCAGCUGAUCGACUGCGCUGGCAUGGGCGCCGGCUGCAGCACGCAGGCCCCGCAGUCGGCCUUCGACUACCUCACCCAGUACUCGCUUCUGUAUCCAUCCGAGGACUAUCCAAACACGCCAGCUCUCAAGCAGCAGGGGAUGUGCCUGCCAGCCCCGUCGGUGGGGGUGGGCGUCCAGCUGACCAGCUACUCGGUCCUGGCCGACGGCGACGAUACUGCCCUCAUGCGUUACGUGUCCAACGACAUACCCGUAGUGGUGGACUACAAUCCGGCGACCUUCGGCUUCAUGCAGUACUCGAGCGGUGUCUACCAGCCGCCCACGCGACCCGCCACGGCCGCCAGUUCUCAGUUCCUGGUGGUGGUGGGCUACGGCUUCGAUGCCGCCACCAAUCUGAACUACUGGAAGUGCCUCAACUCAUUCGGCACGGGAUGGGGCGAGCAGGGCUACAUCAGGAUCGUGCGCAGCGCCAGCCAGCCGAUCACCAAGAAUGCCAUUUUUCCCAACUCGUAACUCGUCUCUCGUAACACGUUACGGUGGGUUGCCAGUUGAUUCAGUUAAUAAUCGACGUAGAUAACGAAAUAAAGUUGAAUUUAAGAGCCAA